AUGGAGAAACCAAAGGUGGUCUCAGAUCCCACGGAGAAACCAAAAGCGGUCUUAGAUCUGACGGAGAGCCCAAAAGCGAUUCUAGAUGCGCCGCAUCGUUUCGUCUACAGAGACUGGGUGAUCGACAUCGCUAUCCCACCAAUCCGCACUGACAUCCCUGAAGCAAUUGCACUACAGGAGUAUUCUGACGAGUGCACGAACAGAAUGCUGGGUAUUGUUGGUGCUCGCCUCGGCAAAGGCCGCUGCUUCUACAGCUUCCUCGCAGAGGGAACGGGUGAGACAAAACGUCGCGGUCAGAUCGAGGUCACUCAUCUCUAUGCAUUCCAUCAGGUCAAACACUGGCCUGGAGCAAGCGAACAGAUGGAUUGGACGUCGUUUGUCAUGGCAAAAAUAGAGUACGACAAUUUGCGCAAUUUGCCGAGACAGCAUGAAUCAAGCGAAAACAUAAUGCUUCCUGUCUUACCUGUCACCACGGUCUCUAUAUUAAAGGAAGUGAUAAAUGCCCAGGAUCAAGACCUGUUAAGAAUCUGUGCAGUAACGGGGACGUUAGUCAGUCAUAUCGUUGCAGGAGAGGUCUGUCUCUACGCCAUAGGACCCCGAGUUCCGGCAUUCCGUACUGAUCCUGCUACUCCUCCAAAGACACCCAAGCAGCCGUUGGUCCCAUCACAGAUCCUACCCCAGAACGCGACUGCGAACGCACUAGUGGCUCCAAGCCGUGCUGGUCCAUCACAACAAAACACCAUUGUCGACCAAGGAAUACCAAUCGACCCUUUGAUUAUCGCAGCGUCAGCCGCUCUGAAGCGAGACACCCCCCAAGCACUGCAUGUUUUCGGCAACUUGACAAUCCAACAGAUUGUGGAGAGCGAAAAGAGUAUGCGUCAGUUCACCUAUCUCCAUCGCAGAUGGUUGUCUGCAGCAUACUGGGUACUGUUGGAAGCCAUGACCCGUCAUAUGUUCCGGCUCAUAGUGAUGAACGACGCAUCUAUCAUAGAAUGCGAUCGCCAAGCACGGUACCAUAUGCAAACACAAGCGAAACACAAUCUGCAACAAUGGCUUGAGAAACAUCCCGAACUCUCCCUCCCUAAGUCUGAGAUGGUCGGCAGUUGGCAAGCGAAACAGCUCAAGUCGUUGCUGUUGGUCGUCAUUUACCACAAGCCCAUCCCACCGACCUUCCCAGCGGAGAAGCAGCCACGUGAGGUCAGAAAGCGCUAUGUGAGCGCAAUGGCGCGACAGCGUCACAUACUCGCCACCUGGAUCGCCACAGCCCGGGAUAUCGUCAAUUUCCGUAGAGGUCGUCGAUACCGCAACGACAAAGACAUGGUCAUGGAUAUGUGGACCGGCGUGGUUUGGUAUAGGAGCAGCCCCGGGUGGGAGAUAAAGCGACCUCUUAUGAGCCCAGAGGCUGUUCUCAAUCUGGAGACGCAACCCAUUGUGGCACUAACCGACGAUUCUGCUCGUAUGGUAACCAACAUGCUUUCUCGGUUGGGCAACACGGACGACCUUGCGUCAGUGGUAGCGGAAUUGAAUUCGCUGAUGGCAAACACCGCCACAGCAGGUAUGCUGCCUCCUCCAAUGACGACUAUGAACAACAAUGCUGGCCCAGGAACAAAUGUGUUUAUGGCAGCAGGGAAUCAACCUCAACUUGCAACUGGAAUGGGGAUUGACAAGGGAAAGGGCAAGGCUGUCAAUACUUCUGCUAAGACUAAGUUGAGCAACCAAUGUGCAAUCGCAGACAACGACCCCACUGCUGCGAUGAAGUGGAUCAUGGACAUGCCAAUGCAGAAGGUAGCCCUGGAAGAUGCAGACAUACCGCCCUUAGAAUUUGACCAACCAGACCUGCAGCUUCCUCGUGGUUUCGGACUGGACGAGCAGAUGUCAGUUGUCAAUGCCGCCGGGCUGGCUGCGAGGGCUUAG
This is a messenger RNA of Capronia coronata CBS 617.96, 1914 nucleotides long. RefSeq lists its product as uncharacterized. The record is from RefSeq and is a predicted model, not a curated record. The transcript is spliced from 2 exons. Lineage: Eukaryota; Fungi; Ascomycota; Eurotiomycetes; Chaetothyriales; Herpotrichiellaceae. The coding region runs from base 1 to 1914 and encodes 637 amino acids.